Molecule: messenger RNA, 1479 nt
Organism: Rotaria socialis
Lineage: Eukaryota; Metazoa; Rotifera; Eurotatoria; Philodinida; Philodinidae
Source: the annotation of a GenBank genome assembly
AUGCAGGAAAAGACGACACGUACGGACGAAGAAACUUGUGUAUUGAAGCAUUUUUAUGAUGAAGAUUUGUAUAAUGAUCUUGAUGAAAAGGAAGUCGAUAAUACUACACUUCGUUAUACACUUUUGCAAUGUCGUAGACAACUUCUUAUGUGGGUAAAAGUAUUGACUGAGACUGAUUAUGCUUAUGCUAGAGUUGAAUUAAGAGAUGAUUUCGAUAAAUUAAAAGUUGAAACUGAUAAUUUAAAAAUUGCAACUGUUUUAUUAAAUGCUAAUUUUCAAGAAUUACUUGACAAUUGCAAAUGUUUAAUUGAUCAAACUACUGAAAUUCUUAUCGACCGAAACAAUUAUUAUUCCGAAUGGGAAUCUAAUAGAAAUAUUCUUACUCCACGACCUGAUUGGGAUAAAUGCUUUCGUAUGGUACCAAACUGGAAAAUGUUGUCAAUUGACAAAACAAGUGAACAAUUAGUUGAUAUAUUAAUUAAUGAAAUUGUUCAUGGAAAUACGACACAGAAUAAUAAUGAAUAUUUUUCUAUGAUGACUAGAGAUAAAAAUGAAUUACAUGAAAAAAAUAUGUUUUUUAAACAGCUAUGCAUGAAUCCAUGUAUUGAGGAGAAAUUUAUUAAAAAUCGGCAUAUGCGUCGAAGAAUAACAGGUUUGCUUAUUAAAGAUAUUUGGUCAAGUAAAUUAUUCAAUGAAAAUCAUAGUGAAAAUAAAGCAAAUAUCAAACUAACUGAUUAUGUAUUUGAUUAUUUAACAAAAAAAUUUUGUAGUAAAGAAAUGGCUAUUGAAAUUGGUUAUAAUAUAAAAGAUGCAUGCAAUCGAUAUCGAAAUAGUUAUGAAAUAAAUCUAUUUUGGCAAAUAUUAACUGGUCAAAUCGAAGAAAAUGUUUAUCAUUAUGAAAUGAAAGAAUUUGCUCGUAUUCUUCAACAUUUAAUUAAAUUAUCUCCUAAUUUUUCAUCACAAUCUUUAAUAUCGACAAUUCGUUGGUUGGAUUUAGCAAGUGCUCUUCAUGAGCUCUAUCCGCAUUGGACAAAUGAGCGUAUAUCACUUUUAAUAACGUCCGCUGAAAGAGACUUGAAGAAAUCAACGAUAGACAACAAUGAAUUGCAAUUUUUAUUAUUAUUUACAGUUGAUGAUGAAGGUCAUCUUGGAGAAUUUUUAAUCAAUAUACGACAACAAUUAAAGUUAGAUAAAAUUGAAUAUAUUGAAAAAAUAACUGAUCUACUUAUUGGAUAUCCAUUAAUAUCAAUGAAUCAUUUUAAACAAGCUGUACAAUUUGUUGAUCCACAUAUAUCAGAAAAGGAACUCCAACGAUAUGUCAAUUGGGUAUUUGAACUAGAUAAUAUAUCGGCCAUGUUAAAUAGUGAAGGUAUAUCAGCGCAAACAAAUAAAACUAUUGAAUCAAUCAAAAAAAUACAAAGUCGUGAUUUUGAAGAGAUUAUUCUACGUUUAGAACGUUGUUCUUGUUUUAUGCAUUAA